Gadus morhua (Atlantic cod) is the source of this 4715-nucleotide messenger RNA. RefSeq names its product chloride channel, voltage-sensitive 5b (gene clcn5b). Lineage: Eukaryota; Metazoa; Chordata; Actinopteri; Gadiformes; Gadidae. The transcript has 15 exons. Gene Ontology annotation, biological process: chloride transport; transmembrane transport. Gene Ontology annotation, molecular function: voltage-gated chloride channel activity. Gene Ontology annotation, cellular component: synaptic vesicle; plasma membrane; early endosome. The coding region runs from base 683 to 3064 and encodes 793 amino acids. The record is from RefSeq and is a predicted model, not a curated record.
GUGUGUGUGUGUGUGUGUGUGCACAGCUGUCAUGUGACGAGGAGUCACAUGGUAAGGGAGAGUUUCAGGUCCAACUUGUACAAGACGAACAGGAAACAAACCCAUUGACUGUGCUGAUGUCUCACCAAAAUACCAGAUUAGAUUACACAGUCAUGUUCCUGUCUUGAGCCUAUCGGCUUUCCCAGCGGCCUUUAAAACAUAUGUCACCGGCGCUUUGAUUUUAUGAUGUUUAUUUAUUUAUUCAAGGAUGUAAUAAAUCAAUCACUUGAUUUUGGAUAGGAAGUGACCCCCGGUCAAACACGCAGGAAGUCCAGAACUCCCUCGGGUCACUCCCUCGUUCCCACAGGACUUCUACACGGUUUGAAAUACCAACUCAAUAUAUAUCCGCCCUCUUUUCUGUGCAGUCAAUCCAUCGCAAGCUCAGCCCAAUCCAAACCAAUCACAGGUUUCACAUUAAAGUACCUGCAUUGAAAGAUAACAUCAUGUGAUCAGAUUAUUGCUGCCAGUGCUUGAGUUUGCCAAUCAUUAGCCUCGUGCCGACACCUUGACCAAUGAGGAGCGGCGACCGUGACUUCUAAGUAAAGCCCUUUCGCAAGUACCGGGAGGUUGGGCCAGUUUACUUGAUAUUGUUUUGGCUCGUUGCACACAGUUUGUUUGUGUCUCGUUGUUCAGAGAAUGAGACAUGGAUUGGGAAAUCUGGAGCAAGAAUCUGGACAAGGAGGAUUUGGUCGUAAACGAGGCCGCUGUUGGGGGCUAUGAGGAGCACAGUCCGGGCAGGGGGAUGAAUGGGGCGGGGGGCCCCACUGCCAUGAUGGACCCUCUGGAGGACCCCGUCCCCGGGGUGGGCACCUACGAGGACUUCAACACCAUCGACUGGGUCCGGGAGAAGAGCAAGGACCGAGACCGCCACAGAGAGAUCACCAGUAAGAGUAAGGAGUCGAUGGGAGCCCUGCUCCACAGGAUCAGCGAUGCCUUCUCGGGGUGGCUGCUGAUGCUGCUGGUGGGACUCAUGUCAGGCGCCCUGGCAGGAGGGAUCGAUAUCUCGGCCCACUGGCUGACGGACAUGAAGGAGGGCGUGUGCCUGAACGGCUUCUGGUUCAACCACGAGCACUGCUGCUGGACCUCCAACGAGCCCACCUUCAAGGAGCGCGACAAGUGCCCCGACUGGAAGAGCUGGGCGGAGCUCAUCGUGGGGACCGGCGAGGGAGGCUUUGCCUACGUGGUGAACUACAUGAUGUUCAUGUUCUGGGCGUUGCUCUUCUCCUUCCUGGCCGUCACCCUGGUCAAGUCCUUCGCCCCCUACGCCUGUGGCUCUGGAAUACCAGAGAUCAAGACCAUCCUGAGCGGCUUCAUCAUCCGCGGCUACCUGGGCAAGUGGACCCUGAUCGUGAAGACCAUCACCCUGGUGCUGGCCGUCUCCUCGGGCCUCAGCCUGGGCAAGGAGGGCCCGCUGGUGCACGUGGCCUGCUGCUGCGCCAACAUCCUCUGCCACCUGUUCACCAAGUACCGCAAGAACGAGGCCAAGAGGAGAGAGGUGCUGUCGGCGGCGGCGGCGGUGGGCGUGUCCGUGGCCUUCGGCGCGCCAAUAGGAGGAGUCCUCUUCAGCCUGGAGGAGGUGAGCUACUACUUCCCGCUGAAGACGCUGUGGCGCUCGUUCUUCGCGGCGCUGGUGGCGGCCUUCACGCUGCGCUCCAUCAACCCCUUCGGGAACAGCCGCCUGGUGCUGUUCUACGUGGAGUUCCACGCGCCCUGGCACCUGCUGGAGCUGGGGCCCUUCAUCCUGCUGGGCAUCUUCGGCGGCCUCUGGGGGGCGCUGUUCAUCAGGGCCAACAUCGCCUGGUGCCGGAGACGUAAGACCACCCUCCUGGGCCACUACCCCAUCGUGGAGGUGCUGGUGGUGGCCGGGGUGACGGCGCUGGUCUCCUUCCCCAACAGCUACACCCGCAUGAGUGGAGCGGAGCUCAUCAAGGAGCUCUUCAACGACUGCUCCCUGCUGGACUCCUCCCAGCUCUGUAGAUACAAGCAGGACACCAACGCCACCGCGGGGACCAGUGCGGGCAACGGUCUGGCAGACCGCCCGGCGGACUCGGGUCUCUACACCGCCCUCUGGCAGCUCUCCCUCGCCCUGCUCUUCAAGAUGGGCAUCACCGUGGUCACCUUCGGCAUGAAGGUGCCCUCGGGUCUGUUCAUCCCCAGCAUGGCGGUGGGAGCCAUCGCCGGGCGGCUGCUGGGCGUGGGCAUGGAGCAGCUGGCCUACUACAACCACGACUGGGCCAUCUUCCGGGGCUGGUGCACGCCCGGCGCCGACUGCAUCACGCCGGGCCUCUACGCCAUGGUGGGCGCCGCCGCCUGCCUCGGCGGUGUGACCCGUAUGACGGUGUCCCUGGUGGUCAUCAUGUUCGAGCUGACCGGGGGUCUUGAGUACAUCGUCCCCCUCAUGGCCGCCACCAUGACCAGCAAGUGGGUGGCGGACGCCUUUGGGCGCGAGGGCAUCUACGAGGCCCACAUCCGGCUCAACGGCUACCCCUUCCUGGAGCCCAAGGAGGAGUUUGAGCACAAGAGCCUGGCGGUGGACGUGAUGCGGCCCCGGAGGGCGGACCCCGCCCUGGCCGUGCUCACCCAGGAGGGCAUGACCGUGGAGGAGGCCGAGGCUCUGGUGGCCAGCACCCGCUACAGUGGGUUUCCCGUGGUGGUCUCCCAGGAGUCCCAGCGGCUGGUGGGCUUCGUCCUGCGCAGAGACCUCCUCAUCUCCAUCGACAACGCCCGUCAGCGGCAGGAGGGCGUGGUCUCCUCCUCCCAGGUGCUCUUCACGGAGCACCCCCCGGCGCAGGCGGCGGACGCCCCGCCCCCGGUGCGUCUGCGCUCCCUCCUGGACCUGAGCCCCUUCACCGUGGCCGACCACACGCCCAUGGACAUCACCGUGGACAUCUUCCGCAAGCUGGGCCUCAGGCAGUGUCUGGUCACGCACAACGGGAGGUUGCUGGGCAUCAUCACUAAGAAAGACAUUCUGAAGCACAUGGCCCAGAUGGCCAACAGAGACCCCGACUCCAUCCUCUUCAACUGAUCUGCGCCUCCUGUUCCUCCUCCAUCAGCUCCUCAUCCUCCUACUCCUCAAGGGUCUGAGCUGGGUGGUCUUUCUAAGGAGCCGGUUUCUAAGCGGACUCAAAGCAACAAAGAGAUGGACUUUCCACUUUGAAUUUUUUGACAAAUUGGUAAAAUGGACGCAGUCUUUUUCGCUUUUUUUUUGCUAGACGGGAAACUCCCCGAGCUAACCAGGAAGCUGUUUCUCAUUAGUGUGUGUGUGUGUGUGUGUGUGUGUGUGUGUGUGUGUGUGUGUGUGUGUGUGUGUGUGUGUGUGUGUGUGUGUGUGUGUGUGUGUGUGUGUGUGUGUGUGGGGGGACAGCAUGUGGUGUGCUGGUAAUCAUCUGGUCUCCACGACGACGUCAUGUUUGUUUCAUCUGCCGACCAGUGGGACAAUCCAAAGACUGUUUGGAUUACUUUCAGUGGUGAAAGAACGUUUGUCUCUAUAUAUAUAUAUGUGUUAGUCUCUUUUCUGUCUCCCUUUCUUUUUGUCUGUGACUUUUGUCAAAAGGACGUCGGUUUUGACUUGGUUUGAUGGGUGGCCAAUGAAGGAGAAAAGGAAUAUAGAGGGAAGGAGGGGACAAUAAACAAGGGAAGGAAGAGAGGAACAAAGGUGAACAUGAAGAAGAUACUUCCCAAAGAAGGAGAGGAGGGAGGGAACAUACAAUGAGGGAGGAGAGAAGACAAGGAAAUGAGGAGAGGAAACAUAAACUUGGAGGAGGGGGAUUGAAAGGUGUUCUAAAAGGGAGGGCUAGACCUCCAGGCUGCCGUCCUCCCUCCCUCCCUCCCUCCCUCCCUCCCUCCCCGAGUGGACAUGCCCAGACACGACUAUCUCUGCUGGGCAGACGCUUCAACCCCCUCUCCCCCGACUCCACUCCAUCUCUGGUUCUCAGGCUCAGGAGACAAGAGGAUCCUACAACACACACACUUACACUCCUAAACUAACCUUUGUGCAAACCUACACACACACACACACACACACACACACACACACACACACACACACACACACACGGUAAAGACUAUUUGACAGCCUGGGAACUAUGCAGGAAACAAAGAAUGUCUCUUCCCUGAGCUCUGCAAUAUGACACACACAUUCUCACUCACACACACACACUCACACUCACACACACACAUUCUCACACACACACAUUCUCACACACACGCAUUCUCACACACACACAUUCUCACACACACACACGCUUUGAAGGGCUAACCACACUUAAAUUAUCUAAAUGUAAAGAAAUUGUUCUGUGUAUGUUCCACUAAAUUAUUCCACUGAAUGCCGCUGUGGGUUGUGUCUCUGUGUCUGGGUGUGUGGUGUUUGGGAUCGGGGGCUCUCUGUCAAGACGGGGUCCUGGCCGGUUGAGAGGGAGGUGAGUGGGCGUGACGAAUACUGCCAGAUUUCAGUGAUUGUCUUCGCCGGGAAGACUCAUAUUUUGUGUUUUUCCUCUUUCCAGGAUAUUUGAAAUACUCCCUCCUCAUGUUGGGAUGAACGUUUAAAACUAUUGAAGGAGUUUUGACCAUUAUGAAGAUGGAGAAAGAGGACCUUUUUAUGGACUCAAGUCGUGAAAUGCAUUGUGAUUCACAAGUACCCUGCAAGUGAUGAAUAAAUAACUUAAAACGACCUGUAA